CCGUGACGUAGCCGGAAGUCCUAGUUCAUCAAACAGAAACUGUAAAAGCCUGAAUCAAAAUGAACACCAGAGGACUUCGAUCGCAGCUGAAGGACAGUGUCCCUGUGGCGGGUCUGUGUCCGCAGGGAGCCUACGGGCUCCAGGACACUCUAAGGAGCGGCUUUACCAGUGUAAAGAAUGAGCUCCUUCCCAGCCACCCGCUGGAGCUGUCGGAGAAAAAUUUCCAGCUUAAUCAGGACAAGAUGAAUUUCUCAACGCUGAGAAACAUCCAGGGGCUCCAUGCUCCGAUCAAACUGCAGAUGGAGUACCGAGCAGCCAGACAGAUCCAGCGUUUGCCGUUCUUACCAAGUUCAAACCUGGCUCUCGACACUCUUCGAGGCGGUGACGAGUCCAUCGGCUUUGAAGACGUCCUCAGUGAUCCAACCCAAAGUGAAAUGAUGGGUGAGCCGCACAUGAUGAUGGAAUACAAGAUGGGAUUGUUGUGAAAGACGCUGGAGAUGCAAAAAACUCAAGUCCUCACUCGUAUUUGGAUUUAUGUAUUAGAUAAUCCAUUCCAAAACACAAAUUUGCAGUUUAGCCACUUGAGAGUUGGAUUUGGUGUGGUGGGCAGGAGAUGGGCCUGAUCUGUGGGCUUGGGUGUGAUGACGUAAUAGUAAUUUGUUUUUUUUUGGUGACCCAGCGCGUUACAACACUCUUUCGGCAGAUUAUAGCUGCUUUUCUGUAAUAGAUUUUGGUUGUUAUUUCUAAUAAAUUUCAUAACCUUC
Cololabis saira (Pacific saury) is the source of this 764-nucleotide messenger RNA. It is a transcript of the gene pomp, whose product is annotated as proteasome maturation protein. The transcript has 6 exons. Gene Ontology annotation, cellular component: nucleus; cytoplasm. The record is from RefSeq and is a predicted model, not a curated record. Bases 60 to 485 code for a protein of 141 amino acids. NCBI's taxonomy places the organism in Eukaryota, Metazoa, Chordata, Actinopteri, Beloniformes, Belonidae. Gene Ontology annotation, biological process: proteasome assembly.